This is a messenger RNA of Cladocopium goreaui, 3096 nucleotides long. The record is from the annotation of a GenBank genome assembly. Lineage: Eukaryota; Dinophyceae; Suessiales; Symbiodiniaceae.
AUGUUAUAUCAUGUUCUAUCCCAAAGAUUUUGUUCACAGCAACCCCAAAAAAAGAUACUGUACAAAAGUCAAAGCCUACGAAAAAAUAGUAGCAACUUACCUUUUUCCCAUCUUCUUGGAGGUAAAUCCCCGUUUUCCUUCAGAAAAAAACCGCCAAAUCCCCCGAUUUUUGCUGCCACGUUGCCACGUUGCGGAGGUCCUGUGAGGUGUCCUCGACACGUGUCCUAUGUUGGGAAUAAACCGGACACCUUUCAGAUCUACCAACAGAACGGCAAGGUCUGCGCCCGGCGCACAGACUACGAGGGCGAUUGGAGCGUUCAUCUCCAGGUCUUCUGUCAGGGACGCAGCACAUCUGGAAUCUCAGGCCUGAAGAAGUUGAGGAUUGGAAGCAGCUUGGACAACAACGUGAAAUGUGUGGAGGACCCAGGCGUAAAAUGCGAUGAGAAUGCCAAGCAGUUGGGGCGCACAGGCAAAUAUCCGGACACCUUCCACAUCUACAGCCACGGAAACCAGAUUUGUGCCAGGAGGACCGACUCCCCCGAAGGUUGGGGCAUCGAUUUAGUCCUGCGAUGCCAACGCACAGGGAACCCGAAAGCCUGGAGCAGCAUGGGAGGCAAAACGAAGGUGUCCAUUGGGAGCAGCUUGGACUCGCACGUGAAGUGCGUGGACGCUCCGAGGGCGGUCCAUUGCGACAGCACCGCCAAACAGCUCGGGCGCACGGGGAAAUAUCCGGAUACCUUCCACAUCUACCAUGAAGGAGACAAGAUUUGCGCGCGACGUACCGAUGCAGAAGCCGGCUGGGGAUUGGAUUUGGUCUUGGAAUGCACACGGUCACAGUCAGGAUUUGGUGGCUACAGCUAUGGACACAGGUCUGACUAUCACAGCUAUGGUAGCGACUACCACUAUGGCGGAUACCACAGCGGCAGUUUGUACAUACCUUCUGAGCAUAGCUAUGGGAGCCACUAUCACAGCAGUCACCAGAGCUAUGGCCAUCACUAUGGUGGAAGUUAUGGUGGCAGCUAUGGACACUUUGGCUCCCGCGCAGGACUUGCGAAGGUGUCCAUUGGGAGCAGCUUGGACUCGCACGUGAAGUGCGUGGACGCUCCGAGGGCGGUCCAUUGCGACAGCACCGCCAAACAGCUCGGGCGCACGGGGAAAUAUCCGGAUACCUUCCACAUCUACCAUGAAGGAGACAAGAUUUGUGCGCGUCGAACCGACGCCGAAGCCGGAUGGAGCUUGGAUCUGGAAUUGGAGUGCCAACGCACCGGAUACGGUGGCUACAAGGGAAACAGCCAUCAUAGUUACCACAGCAGCGCCAGCUACAAGCAAAGCAAGAAGCGGGUGGAGAUUGGCAGCAGCGACCAAUACAUCAAAUGCGUUUUGGAUCCGGGGCACGUGCACUGCGACAACACGGCCUCGCAGGUGGGUCGCACUGGUGAAUUUCCGGAUACCUUCCACAUCUACCAUCAGGGCACUCAGAUUUUAGAGGGCACAGAAUCCGACGUUGACCUUCCUAUUCUUCUGACGUUGAACGCCCUAUUUCCAAUGAAAAGGAUUUGCGCCCGACGCACAGAUGCCCAGGCAGCGUGGAGCAUCAAUUUGGUACUGGAUUGUGAUCUCUACUACAAGAAGCACUACGGAACUUCCGGGUCCACUUCUCCGGGGACCGCAUUUCAAAUCGGCAGCAGUCCGCAGUCCGCCUUGAAAUGUGUGGAAGAUCCAGGGUACCUCCAAUGUGACGAUUCGGCCGAACAAGUGGGGCGCACUGGAGAAUUUCCGGAUACCUUCCACAUCUAUCACGAGAAUGAGAAGAUCUGUGCCCAGCGCACGGAUGCGAACAGCGGCUGGGGUCUCAACCUGGUCUUGGACUGUCGCCCCGCACAUGCGGGCUACGAUCCAGGACAGGGAGACGGCUACUACAUCACUCCGAAGGUGAAGUUCUGCUGCGCUCAGCACCUCUUUUCGGAGGCCUGUCCUUACGACUGCGAGGCGGGGGACUCGAGCGUCGAGGUCACUUGGACCAGCACAAAACGAGAAUGGUGUUGCAGGAACCGCCGCAUGGGCUGCCCGGCAAACACUGUAGCUUCGGCGCUUGGCGGUGGCAUGGGCGGCACGACGUACGACUGCGCAGUGGCGGAUCCGCUGAGCACCGCAUCCCAGGGAGGCGAAGUAUCGGUGGUCACAGCGGCCAGAUACGAUUGUACUCAUGGGAGCAAAGAGAGUUGGUCUCAAGAUAAAGCUCAGUACUGCAGAUUGUGGCUGGACGUUCCCAAGGGCUUCCACUUCACGGAGUGUGACAGCGAUCCCAUAGGUUGGACGAAAGAGAAAGCCAGAUGGUGCCAGGCCGUUGGGCUCAAUGAACAACACGCUCCACACAAGUGCUCCAGAGGACAUCCGGACACGUGGACACAGCAGAAGUUCGAGUUCUGUUGCGUCAUCAAAGGCAUCGGAUGUCGACAGGAGGAUCCUCUACAGAUGGAAUUGGAUCCCAAGCUUAGAACACCACCAUUUCGGGACAAACCCAACGGAGCAAUGGCUGCCAUCUACCUCUGUUAUCUCUGUCUUGCCAGACACGUCACGGGACCGCAGGGCGGGGGCCGGGUUGAGCUUCAGGGUGACCCUGGGGGAAGGUUGAAAGAUGCCAACCGCAACGACUGGGAGGAAGACGCCUCCGAAGAUGCCUUAGAUGAGGCCCCCAGCUAUCCAAGGCCCAUGCAAGGCGACUUUGCAGCUUUGGAGCUGCACUUCGACUGUGUGGCGGACGAAGAUGAGAUUUUGGCAUGGUCGGCCACCAGGCAGCGCUGGUGCUGCCAGAAGUGGGGACUUGGAUGCAAGGCCAUUGGCCACUUCAAUUGCUCCGCAGGGCUGUGGAAUUGGCAGAGGGGCUGGUCUCGACAGAAAAAGAACUACUGCUGCAAACAUGAAGAGAAAGGAUGCGAUGGAACGGCACACGAUUGUACGCAGGACACACAAGAUCUGAGUCCGGACGGGAAGAAGUGGUGCUGUGAGAAUCACAUGUACUCCAAUGGUUGCCCCUUCAAUUGCCAACAUGGCUUAAAAUUGUGGAAGAUCGGCUUUUCCAUCGUGGGAGUCUGA